This is a messenger RNA of Fusarium sp. VM40, 3924 nucleotides long. The record is from the annotation of a GenBank genome assembly. NCBI's taxonomy places the organism in Eukaryota, Fungi, Ascomycota, Sordariomycetes, Hypocreales, Nectriaceae.
AUGUCUAGAAUCGACAAGCUAUCAAUCUCAGGUGUACGAUCCUUCAGUCCCUCAGUUCGGGAGGCAAUCCAGUUCAACACCCCUCUGACUCUCAUUGUCGGUUACAAUGGAUCCGGCAAGACAACAAUUAUUGAAUGCCUAAAGUAUGCUACGACUGGCGAGCUGCCGCCCAACAGCAAGGGCGGCGCUUUCAUCCAUGACCCAAAGCUAUGCGGCGAGAAAGAAGUUAUGGCCCAAGUGAAACUCCAAUUCCGAUCGAUCAACGACCGCCAGCAUGUUGCCACUCGAAGUCUGCAGCUUACCGUAAAGAAAACUACACGUUCACAAAAAACUCUAGAUUGUUCACUGGUCGUAGUUAACAAUGGAGAACGAACAACGACUUCGACCCGACAAGCUCAGCUUGACGAGAUGAUACCUGAGCGUCUUGGUGUCUCUCCUGCAAUUCUUGACGCCGUCAUCUUCUGCCAUCAAGACGAAUCUCUUUGGCCGUUGAGUGAACCAGCUGCCUUGAAAAAACGCUUUGAUGAGAUCUUCGAGGCGAUGAAAUACACCAAAGCCAUUGACAAUCUCAAAGUGCUGCGGAAAAAACAGGUCGAGCAGCUUGGCAAGCUUCAAAACGACGAAGCCCACAACAAAGUGAACAAGGAUCGAGGCGACCGAGCUGAAAAGAGGAUGAAAGCCCUGCAGGCUGAAAUAGAGGGAGCUCGGGAGACAUGCGAGUCUAUCAGCGCCGAAAUGGAGGAGACACAGGAAAAGAUCCGGAACACUCGAGAAACUGCCAACAGUCAUCUUGCGAUUGUGCAAAACCUCAACACCAAGCGUGAGCAGCUUGAGUACAGAGAAGAGGCCGUCAAGGAACUGAAAACCACUAUCGAGGAACUUCCCGAUGACGAUAGCAAAUUGGAAGGCGACCUUGCACAUUACGAAGACCGCAUGCAACAUCUCCAGGAUGAGGCCGAUCAAAACAAAGCCCAGUAUAAUGAUUUACAGAAGGAGUUGGGCCAAUCACGAAAGGAGCUGUCUACUAAGCUUUCUGAACAAGGCAAGCACCAGUCUGAUAAAGACAAGUACGAACGUCAAUUGAAGAUACGCAUGGAGACGAUUCAAGAAGCUGCCCAGUCCUAUGGCUUCUCAGGCUUCGAUGGUGAAUUGACAGAUCACCAUGUCAAAACCUUUAAUGACCGGCUUCAAAAGCUUCUUGGCGAGAAGAAGCGAGACCUGGAGCGUUUGCAAAAGGAGAACUCGGUUGAGCUAGAUCGAGCCACUGGUGUCAUUACCGAGCUUGAAGGUCGUAAGGCCGCGCGCACUCAAGAUCGCGUGUCCGCUAAACAACGGAUGAGUGCCAUCGAGAAACGCACUUCAGUGCUUCAGAACGAGGCGAGCCAAAUAGACGUGGACGAAGGUGCGAAGGCUGUACUUGAUGGGCAAAUGCAAGAUCUUGAGGGCAGGUUCCAAACCGCUCAGAAGACCUUUGAGACCGCAGAUUGGGAUCGCCAACUCUCCGAUGAGAACGACAAGUUGCACCAGCUUGAGAGCGAGAAUGACAAGCUGGGUAGGGAGCUUGUCGAGUGCACUCGUUUGGCGUCUGAGAGGGCCCAACUCGACUACAGGAAGAAGGAACUUGCUGAUCGCAAGCGUAAACUUGAUACUUUGACAAGUACGUGGAAGCCAAAGCUUGAUAAGAUGCUCGGCAGCGACUGGCAGCCGGAGACGCUCGAUACCAAAUUCCACUCGCUGGUUAAGGACCAGAACAAGGUCGUCGCUGAGGCCCAGAGACGUCGCGACCAAAUACGCAUCAAACAACAGAAAGUUGAAUUUCGGUUGAGAACUGCCAAGGAAUCGCAGGAUAAGAAAAGCAAGGAAGCAGGAGCUUGUCAACAGCGAGUGAUUGAUGCCCUACUCACAGUCCGCGAUAAUGCGCUCGUCGAAGACUACAAGGAGGAAAUUGAGGCCGCCGAAUCUCAAGUCGAGGAGCUCAGAAACGACCUCAGUCUUUUUGACGCCCUUGUGGACUAUUACACCAAAUGCAAGCGCCUUCUUGAUACCAAGCGAAAAUGUUUACUUUGCGAUCGUCACUUUGACGAAAACCAAGCUGCAAGCAUGGAACGCUUGGGGAAGAGAAUUGAAAAGCACCUUGAUCCCAAAGGUAAAGUCGAUACCGAGAAGGACCUCAAGGAGGCGGUCGCAAGCUUGGAGAAACUGAGAUCUGUGCGGCCAUCCUAUGAAACGUAUGAGAGAUUGACUGCCGAACUGCCUUCUCUCCGCGAAGAGUGCAAGGGCGCCGAGACGGAAUUCGAUACCCUCGAAAGACAACUGGAGGAGCAAGGAGCUGUCGUGUCAGCCGAGGAAGAGAAGCACAAAGAUUUGGAAGACAUGUCAAAGACAGUUCUGAACAUUGUCCAAACGGUGAAAGACAUUGGAGAAUCGGAAAACCAGGUUGACCGCAUUAUGUCGCAGCAAAUGUCUGGCGGGGUCACUCGAAGCCCUGAUGAAAUUCACGAGCUUCAAGCUGGCCUAUCUGAUCAGAUGAGGAGCUUGAAGAACCGCAUCUCCAAGUUGAGUACGGAUCGUCAGCGGACGAAAGAUCAGCUCAACUCGCUCGAACUAGAAAAGAGCGAGUUGAGAAACAAGAUCAGCCGAGCAGCAGGCCAGUUGGACAAGAAACAGGACCUCCAGAACCAGAUCCAAGCACUGAAAGAAGAGGUCUCACACCAGCGAGACGUCAUUCAACGUGCUGAUGAGGAAUUGGAGACCAUUGAGCCCAGCAUAGCUGAGGCGCGCUCCGCCCGUGAUGAAGUUCUACGACGAGGCCGGGCCAAAGAGCAAGUGAUUGCUGAGGCUCGCGAUACUGUCGCCAAUUCUGUCAAUGAGAUGAAGAUGAUGGACACCGACAUCCAAGAUUACAUCGACCGCGGUGGGCCAGCUAAUCUUGCAUCUAAUCAACGAGCUAUUGCUACCCUCGAGAAAACGAUCUCUAGCACUGAAAAGGAGGUUACAGACUUGACAGUUCGUACGAACAAGCUGAAGCAGGACAUUGACAACGGAGAUCGCAAGAAGAAGAAUAUUAGAGAUAACCUCAAUUAUCGUAAGAAUCUCCGGACUAUUGACGUUAUCCGUCAGGAGAUAUUGGACCUGGAGGAUCGCAAUGCGGACGAAGACUACGAGCGCCUCCAGGCUGAAGCUCGAAUGCAAGAAAACCACUACAACCGCCUUCUUGCUGAGCGUGGCUCAGUUAUGGGCACAAUGAAAACCAAGGAUGAGGAGCUUGGCAGACUGCUUCAGGAGUGGGAGAUGGAUUACAAGGAUGCCAAAAGAAAGUAUCGGGAGUCGCACAUUCGCGUGGAAACAACCAAAGCUGCUAUUGAGGAUCUGGCUCAAUGUAGCUCGGCUGUUGAUAAAGCUGUCAUGCAGUUUCACUCGAUGAAGAUGGCGGAGAUCAAUCGAAUUGCUGGUGAAUUGUGGCAGAGCACCUACCAAGGAACAGACAUCGACACAAUCCUCAUCCGCUCGGACAACGAGUCAAACACAGGCAAGCGCAAUUACAACUACCGGCUCUGUAUGGUGAAACAAGACACGGAGAUGGACAUGCGUGGUCGAUGUUCUGCCGGACAGAAAGUUCUCGCCUCCAUCAUCAUUCGUUUGGCUCUGGCAGAGUCGUUUGGCGUCAACUGUGGACUGAUUGCACUUGAUGAGCCCACGACAAACCUGGAUCGCGACAACAUCAAGAGUCUGGCAGAGAGCUUGCAUAUGAUUAUCAAGGCCCGCCAGGCUCAGAGCAACUUCCAACUGAUUGUGAUUACUCACGACGAGGACUUCUUGCGACAUAUGAGGUGUAGCGAUUUCUGCGACAGUUUCUUUAGAGUCAAGCGUGACGAGCGACAAAACAGUGUGAUUUCACGGGAAAGCAUCACGAAGAUAUUUUAG